AAUGUGCCCCCCGACCUGGCCAUCUGCUGCUUCAUCCUGGAGCAGUCCCUGUCCGUCCGAGCCCUGCAGGAGAUGCUGGCCAACACGGUGGAGGCCGGCGUGGAGUCAUCCCAGGGUGGGGGACACAGGACGCUCCUGUACGGCCAUGCCAUCCUGCUCCGGCACGCCCACAGCCGCAUGUAUCUAAGCUGCCUCACCACCUCCCGCUCCAUGACUGACAAGCUGGCCUUCGACGUGGGACUGCAGGAGGACGUAACAGGAGAGGCCUGUUGGUGGACGAUGCACCCAGCCUCCAAGCAGAGGUCAGAAGGAGAAAAGGUCCGUGUUGGGGAUGACCUCAUCCUCGUCAGUGUCUCCUCUGAGCGCUACCUGCACCUGUCGACAGCUAGUGGGGAGCUCCAGGUGGACGCCUCCUUCAUGCAGACGCUGUGGAAUAUGAACCCCAUCUGCUCCCGCUGCGAGGAGGGCUUUGUGACAGGAGGCCAUGUUCUCCGCCUCUUCCACGGACACAUGGAUGAAUGUCUGACUAUUUCCCCUGCAGACAGUGAUGACCAGCGCAGACUUGUCUACUACGAGGGAGGAGCUGUGUGCACCCAUGCCCGCUCCCUGUGGAGGCUGGAGCCACUGAGAAUCAGCUGGAGUGGGAGCCACCUGCGCUGGGGCCAGCCGCUUCGAAUCCGCCAUGUUACCACUGGGCGGUACCUGGCACUCACCGAGGACCAGGGCCUGGUGGUGGUUGAUGCCAGCAAGGCACACACCAAGGCCACCUCCUUCUGCUUCCGCAUCUCCAAG
Messenger RNA from Carlito syrichta (Philippine tarsier), 792 nucleotides. Its product is annotated as ryanodine receptor 1-like. Gene Ontology annotation, biological process: calcium ion transport. The transcript is spliced from 8 exons. The annotation marks the transcript as partial. Gene Ontology annotation, cellular component: sarcoplasmic reticulum membrane; Z disc; calcium channel complex. Lineage: Eukaryota; Metazoa; Chordata; Mammalia; Primates; Tarsiidae. Gene Ontology annotation, molecular function: ryanodine-sensitive calcium-release channel activity. The record is from RefSeq and is a predicted model, not a curated record.